Molecule: messenger RNA, 672 nt
Organism: Alternaria atra
Lineage: Eukaryota; Fungi; Ascomycota; Dothideomycetes; Pleosporales; Pleosporaceae
Exons: 5
Coding region: 1-672 (223 amino acids)
Source: RefSeq, a predicted model, not a curated record
AUGGCAGACCAUCUUGACUUCGUUAUUUGUCGCACUUGUACUACGCAGUACAAUACGGCAGACCCAGCAACAUUAAACAAUCGAUGCGAAAUCUGUAAUGAUUUUCGCUGCAUGGUUUUAGUCCCAGGUCAGUCUUGGAGCUCCUUGCGCAAGCUCCAAGACGCUGGACACAAACUCAAGCGUGCAAAGCUUGAGGACGAUAGAAUCACAAUGAUUGAAAUAGAACCCAAGUUCGGGCUUGUUGGCCAGAGAGCAAUGCUCUUACAAACGCCACAUGGAAACGUUCUUUGGGACCUUGUAACGUACUUGGACCAGGAAGCUAUUGAUUGGAUCAAAUCUAUUGGCGGACUCAAAGCCAUCAUCAUAUCGCAUCCACAUUACUAUACCUCAAUGAAUGAAUGGCGGAUGGCAUUUGAUUGUCCAGUGUAUGCGGCCCCCGAAGACCAAGAGUGGCUGAAGAACACUCCAGCAGAUGAGAAAGUAACUUUUCUUCAUCAGGAGGUAACAGAGAUUCUGCCAGGAGUGACAGCUCUUAAGGUUGGCGGUCAUUUCCCCGGCAGCUUUGUCCUGCACUGGGAGAACCAUAUUUUCCAUGCAGAUUCCUUUGAGACCACAUGGACGGUUAACGCCGGCGAUCUCAAGCCGGCGAUUGCACCGGGGGCCAGCGUCUAG